This is a messenger RNA of Zingiber officinale, 775 nucleotides long. RefSeq lists its product as uncharacterized. Lineage: Eukaryota; Viridiplantae; Streptophyta; Magnoliopsida; Zingiberales; Zingiberaceae. Bases 54 to 764 code for a protein of 236 amino acids. The transcript has a single exon. The record is from RefSeq and is a predicted model, not a curated record.
ACUUCAACUCACGCGCAGCGUAAACAAGACUCACAAGAAGAAGAAGAGGAACAAUGAAUGGAGAAAGGGAAGAGAAUAGCAGCACGCCAUCAUCCCACACCUCCGGCGAGCCCUACGUCAUGGCCGACGAUUCUUGCGGCAGAAGCGGCAACGAUGGCGACGAGGAGGAAUUCGAAUUUGCGUUCGUGACCAAAGACCCGGAGGCUGGGCCGGAAAUCACGGCCAACGAGCUGUUUUCCAAUGGUCAGAUUCGGACCAUCUAUCCCGUCUUCGGCAGUGGUCUGCUCCUCGAGGCGCCGGCGGUGGAGGAAAAGACUACGAAGGUGCGUGGAACCCUCCGGAGGCUCUUCAUCGAGGAGCGAGAGGAGGAUUCAAGCAGGGCAUCCUCUGCCUCCUCUUCGUUGUCCUCCUCUGCAGGAGUGGACGAGCUGGAUGGAAUCCCGGAGGGGACUUACUGCGUGUGGGCUCCGGCGCCAUCACCCUCGCACUCGCGCAGGGGAAAGAAGAGCGGAUCAACCGGAUCCUCUAUGUGGUGGCGACUCCGCGAGCUGUUCACCGGGCGGAGCCACAGUGCUGGUAGGGAGAAGAUCGUGCUCCUGGAGUCGGCGGUGGCGGUAGCGGUGGCGGCGGCGGUGGUGGAGGAAGUUACGGAGGGAAAGGAGGAAAAGGAAUCGGAACGGAGAGCCGGAGGAGUGCGGCGUUGCUCGGCAGUCACCGCUUCUUCCGUACCGGCCGGUGGUGGGCCGAGACGUUGCCCAAUGUGAACGGGCUUAGU